ACAGAGAGACUGGAGGGGAGGAGUGUGGACUCAGGGGCAGGAGUUGGAGCCAUGCUUUGAGUCAUACCAGUGUGCUCUGCCAGCGGUAUUUAACCAGCACCACACCCCGAACAGGCUCCAUAACGGGAACCAUCUACUGCAACUCUAGGUUCUGUUCUGUUCUCUAAGGGAUUUCACAAUGGCGUUGGUUUCAGAGUUCUUGGGACAGCUCACGCUGAAUUUCGGCGGGGAGAGUGAGCCUAAAUUCCCCACGGUGGUGGCAGUCGGGGAUUUUGAUCCAGCUAAAGAUGCUGCCAGGAUAGAAACGGCCGUCAAAACCAAGGGUGUGGAUGAGCUGACCAUCGUUGACAUUCUGACCAGACGGAGCUACUCCCAGAGGAGAGAGAUCGCCUUCGAGUACGAGAAGAGAUCCAAGAAGGAUAUGAUCACAGCUCUGAAGGGGGCUCUGUCUGGGUCUCUGGAGGCUGUAAUUCUGGGACUGAUGAAGAGUACAGCUCAGUACGAUGCCUCUGAGAUCAAAGGAUCCAUCAAGGGUCUGGGGACCGAUGAGGAGACUCUGAUAGAGAUGGUCUGUUCCCGCAGCGCUGACGAACUGGUGGAAAUCAAACGUGUCUACAAGGAGUUGUUCAAGAAGGAGCUGGAGAAGGACGUGGCUGGAGACACAUCGGGAGACUUCAGGAGUCUGCUGUUGGCCCUAGUACAGGCCAAGAGAGAUGAGCCCUCAAAUAUUGUUGACUACGAGAAGAUUGACCAGGACGCCAGAGUAAGACAAAUACAUUAAAGCAUUGAUACGGACACUUAAACACCGUACCAGAACCAAACACGAACGUUUUGAUACGGACACUUAAACACCGUACCAGAACCAAACACGAACGUUUUGAUACGGACACUUAAACACCGUACCAGAACCAA
Salvelinus namaycush (lake trout) is the source of this 912-nucleotide messenger RNA. Its product is annotated as annexin A2-B-like. The transcript is spliced from 8 exons. Gene Ontology annotation, cellular component: cytoplasm. Gene Ontology annotation, molecular function: calcium-dependent phospholipid binding; calcium ion binding. Bases 179 to 781 code for a protein of 200 amino acids. The record is from RefSeq and is a predicted model, not a curated record. Lineage: Eukaryota; Metazoa; Chordata; Actinopteri; Salmoniformes; Salmonidae.